UCAGCUACAGCGCUGGAAUCAGCGCGUGCGAGAAGGGGGAGCAGUGGCAGCAGGCGUUGGCGCUGCUGAGAGAGAUGUGGGAGGUGAAAAUAGAGCCCAACGUCGUCAGCUACAGCGCUGGGAUCAGCGCGUGCGAAAAAGGCGAGCAGUGGCAGCGGGCGCUCGCGCUGCUGAGCGAGAUGUGGGAGGCAAAACUCAAGCCCGACUCAGCUACAACGCUGCGAUCAGCGCGUGCCAGAAAGGCAAACAGUGGCAGUGGCAGAGGGCUCUGUCUCUGCUAAGAGACAUCCGCCAGAUGAAACCGCACCCAGACUUGUUGAUCUAUGGUAUUGUAGCCAGCAUGUGCGAGCAUGGCGGACAACGCAGUCUGGUGCAGUCGUUGACGAGGGAGAUGUGCGGUGUGAUCGCAGCGGAAUAGCGUCAGCUACAAUGCUGGGGUCAGCGCGUGCGGGAAGUGUGAGCAGUGGCAGUGGGCGCUGGCGCUGCUGAGCGAAAUGCGGGUGGCGAAGCUGGAGCCCGACGUCAUCAGCUUCAGCGCUGGGAUCAGUGCUUGCGAGAAGGGCGACCAGUGGCAGCGGGCUUUGGCACUGCUGAGCGAGAUGUGGGAGGCGA
Prorocentrum cordatum is the source of this 612-nucleotide messenger RNA. The record is from the annotation of a GenBank genome assembly. NCBI's taxonomy places the organism in Eukaryota, Dinophyceae, Prorocentrales, Prorocentraceae.